This is a messenger RNA of Aureobasidium melanogenum CBS 110374, 1302 nucleotides long. Its product is annotated as BSD-domain-containing protein. The record is from RefSeq and is a predicted model, not a curated record. The transcript has 2 exons. Gene Ontology annotation, cellular component: cytoplasm. NCBI's taxonomy places the organism in Eukaryota, Fungi, Ascomycota, Dothideomycetes, Dothideales, Saccotheciaceae. The coding region runs from base 1 to 1302 and encodes 433 amino acids.
AUGGAUUUCGCCUAUGACCAAAUUCAAGAGGAGUCUUUACCCUCUGACCACUCCAGCCAACAGAACACCACCAACGCCGACGCCCCCAUCACCCUCGAAACCGAACUUCAACAAGCCUUCAAAGCCGUCUCUGCAUCACCCUGGGGAGCCCGUCUGGGCGGCUUCUUCGCAAGCGCAAAAAAGCAAGGAGAGUCGCUAUAUUCCGACGCACAGAAGGAAUAUGCCUCGAGGAGCGAACAAGCCGCAAAAGUAGCUGGAGAGUUGCAAAAGUCGAUUGUGGAGAGUACGAGGAACAUCAGUAUCAAUCAUGAUGCUGCAAAUACUUCAUUCUCAGAUCCGACGUUUGCGUUGCCAGAAAACGUGGAUCAGGGGAAGGGAAAAGAGAAAGAAGUGCAAAGGGAGGAAUCACAACCAGCAGCACGACCAGACUCACUGCCCGCCGACAUCGUCAAAGAAGCAACCUCGCUAGUCUCACUAUUACGUUCCAAAGCCACCGCCGCAACCGCAAACAUAAAUCUGCAAAAGAUCCAAGCAGCAGAGGAUGCAGCAGACGAAGCACUUCUCAAAUUCGGCACAAACAUAAAGUCGUUUUUGAGGGAUGCUGUCACCGUCACUGCACCUUCUACAUCUUCAGAUAGUGCGGAAGUGCUCUUUGAGACUAACGAUGCAGAGGGCAAGAGAGUUAUUCACUCGUCACGCUUUGAUGCGCAGCUGCAUGUUAUCCAUACGUCAGCUCAGAGCUUUACUUCCGAUCCUGAUAGUGCCGAGUAUGCCGAGUUUGCAAAGGAGUUCGAUAUUGCCGCAAAGACGGAUGCUAUUGCUGCAGACUUGGAAAAGUACCCAGAGCUAAGGAGAGCAAUGGAGAAACUCGUGCCCGAGAAGGUCGAGUACGCCACUUUCUGGACGCGAUACUACUUCUUGCGCAAGGUCAUCCAGGAGGAAGAAGUCAGAAGAAGAGAAGUCCUCAAAGGAGCAACACAAACCACAGACGAAGACCUCACUUGGGGCUCCGACGACUCAGACGACGAAGAAGACAAAGCAGCCACACCCACAAAGCAAAAAACUCCUGUUCCUACUCCUGCAACUACCACUACUCCCUCUGCUGCAUCAACACUCAAGCCCGAAGCUGCCACAUCCCAAACCCACGAAGAAGAAACCAAAUCCGUGUCUUCGAGCGACGCAUCCUAUGAUAUGGUUUCAGGAACCACCAGCAGAGCAGCUGGCUCGCCGAAAGAUGAAAAAAGUGAUAAGAUUGCUGCGGCAAAGAUUGAGGAGGAGAGUGAUGAGGAGGAUUGGGAGUAG